Molecule: messenger RNA, 1113 nt
Organism: Clavispora lusitaniae ATCC 42720
Lineage: Eukaryota; Fungi; Ascomycota; Pichiomycetes; Serinales; Metschnikowiaceae
Gene: EMP70
Product: Emp70p
Biological process (GO): protein localization to membrane; vacuolar transport
Cellular component (GO): fungal-type vacuole membrane; endosome
Source: RefSeq, a predicted model, not a curated record
AUGAGAUCAGCCUGGGCAGCACUAUUGUUCGCAUUCUGUUGGAUAGGACUUGCGAAGGCAUUUUACUUGCCUGGAGUCGCUCCCACGAACUAUAAGGAGGGCGAUGAUAUCCCCUUGUAUGUGAACCAUUUGACGCCAUCACUGCAACAUUUGAUUGAUGCUCAUAACAAAGGCAAAGGCAAAUCGAAAACCGCAAUCUAUGCCUAUGACUAUUAUUAUCCAAAGUUUAAGUUUUGCAAACCUAAGGAUGGUCCCGUCAAGCAGCCAGAAUCCUUAGGUGCGAUCAUCUUUGGUGACCGUAUUUUCAAUUCCCCAUUCGAAAUCCAAAUGUUGAAGCCCAAAACUUGUCAGACUUUGUGCAUACCAGAAUAUUCCAAAAGCGAUGCCUCAUUUAUGGCAAGAAAAAUCCGCGCUGGGUACACUUACAACUGGAUCAUUGAUGGCUUGCCAGCUGCCAGAACUGUGAGAGAACGGAAGACCAACUCUGACUUCUACUCUCCUGGUUUUCCAAUUGGAGCUGUCGAUGAGAACAACAAUGCUCAAUUAUACAACCACUUCAACAUAAAGAUAGAGUAUCACAAGAGAAAGGACAACAAUUUGAGAGUUGUCGGCGUGACUGUGGAACCAGAAUCUUUCGAUAGACUGAAGCUCGACCUUAAAGCAAAACCGGAAGAGGUUUGUAACUCAGAUUUGAAAAAGGCUGUUAUUGCGAAGGAUAAGGAGGUCAAAGUUUGGUACACUUACAGUGUCGAAUUCAUCGAAUCAGACACCGCAUGGGCAACGAGAUGGGACAAGUACUUACACGUGUACGAUCCUAAAAUUCAAUGGUUGUCGUUAAUUAAUUUCACUUUGGUUGUCUUGAUUUUGGCCGCUGUUAUGGUACAAAUCUUGGUCAGUACUUUGAAAAAUGAUAUUGUAAAGUAUAACGAAGUGGACUUGGAUGCGGAUGUUGCAUACGAUAGUGGCUGGAAACUUGUUUACGGUGAUGUUUUCAGGUCUCCUUUCCAACAGAAUGUUGUUGUCGAUCUUAGUUGGAAGUGGUGUUCAAUUGUUUUGCAUGGCCCUAGUAACGAUCAUAUUUGCAUUGCUUGGAUUGUUGUCCCCUUCAAAUAG